Messenger RNA from Botrytis cinerea B05.10, 1530 nucleotides. RefSeq lists its product as hypothetical. Gene Ontology annotation, cellular component: cytosol. The record is from RefSeq and is a predicted model, not a curated record. Gene Ontology annotation, biological process: purine nucleoside catabolic process. The transcript is spliced from 4 exons. Bases 172 to 1335 code for a protein of 387 amino acids. Gene Ontology annotation, molecular function: purine nucleosidase activity. Lineage: Eukaryota; Fungi; Ascomycota; Leotiomycetes; Helotiales; Sclerotiniaceae.
GGAGCUAGAUAUAAUAUCGAGUGAGGAGGGUGGGUAGGUCAUUUAACUUCAUAUAUAUAUCUCGUGACGAGGAUUUCCGAGAUUUUUCUUCACCUUUUCAUUUCUCUUCGGUCUUGAAAUUUUCUUGCUGUUACGUGGAAGACGAGACGGGUCAAGACAAGACAAGACAAGAUGAUAAGUUCACACAUUGUCUCAGGGCUUUUGGGCUUGGGAUGUUUGGUUGGUGGCUCUGGUGCUACGGGAUAUGGACCUAGCUAUGCUACCAAUAAUGCAACCAAAUAUGUUAUUAUGGACAAUGACUGGAGUUCAACCGGCUUCAUCCCAUAUCUCAUAGCUCUCGAUGCCGGAUGGGAAGUCUUAGGUUUAACAUCCUGUACCGCAGAUACAUGGCAACACCAAGUCGCACUACAUGCACUAGCUACCCUCUCUCUCGGUAACCUGACGAGCUGUAUCCCCGUAGUUCCGGGCUCUACAUUCCCGCUCAUCAAUACCGCCACGAGAUUCCAAGCAUGGGAGGCGGUUCAUGGUAAACUUCCUUGGGAGGGUGUAUUUGCUCCGUAUAAUGCUACAGCGGAAGCAGCGGGAAGUGAUCCCACCUCAGGAGAUAACCCUUUCAGAGUUGUAGAGGGGGCUUUUGUAGAGGGAAUGCCAAGUAAUUAUUCCAUUAACGGAUUGAAGAAAAGUCAGAGUGCUAGUGCAUUUAUGAUUGAAAUGGUGCAUAGAUAUCCGGGCCAAGUUUCGAUUUUCGCCGGCGGCUCUAUGACCAACGUCGCUCUCGCGGUCCGCUCCGAUGACAACUUUGCCUCCCUCGCCAAAGAACUCGUCAUAAUGGGCGGCUACAUCGACGACAAUCUCCUCCAAGUAACCGGUAGCGUGUUGCAAGCCGAUCUCAGCUCAGACAUCAACCUGAUGGUUGAUCCCGAAGCCGCCAAAAUUGCUUUCACAGCCAACUUUCCCAAGAUCACUUUCGCAGGCAAUGUAGCGAAUCAGGUGAUGAGCACGCAGGACUUCUUGGACGAGGUAAAGGAGGUUAGCAACCCAUACUCGGAAUUAGUGUGGGGACAUUACGGGACGGAAUUUCCGUUCUGGGAUGAAACCGCAGCGGCGAUUAUGGUUGAUGGAUCGAUUGUGGAGAAUUCUACGAGCUUCUACAUCGACGUCGACACAUCCUACGGCUCGCCCAACUACGGCAACAUCCACGCCUAUCAAGAAGCGCUGAUGCCGCCCGGCCUGCGCAAGGUCGACUACGUCAAUCGCAUCAAUGGUGAUACAUUGAAGAGCAUGAUUAAGAGAGCCGUGCAGUUUCCGAGGAAUUGUUCUUCUAUGGGGAGAUAGAGGGGAUGGGUGAAUGGAUAGUUAGAUAGAUGUUUAAAACAAUUGUUCAUCGAAUCCAUGAAUCCUCUCAUAAUUAUCUAUAGUGAUUAGUUGCGAGGCUCGAUAUCUCAAGGAAGGGCAUGCUACUGAGGGAGAAUAUUAUCAAACUAAGGUCAGACACAAGCCAAGCAUCGAUCAAAUCCAUAGAAAAUACUA